AUGGCGCCUCAAGGUGGAGGAAACAUUAAGGUGGUGGUGAGAUGUCGUCCUUUCAACGGCAGAGAACUCGACCGCGGAGCAAAAUGUAUUGUUCAAAUGGAAGGCGCGCAAACGGUUCUCGUACCACCUCCAGAUGCCGAAGAACGAAUGCGAGCUGGGAAAGGAGGCGCAAAGGAUGUUGGACAGAAAGUCUUCGCGUUCGAUAAAUCAUACUGGUCUUUCGACAAGAGCGAUCCAAACUAUGCCGGGCAGGAUGAUCUACACGAAGAUUUGGGGAAACCUUUACUGGAUAACGCAUUUCAGGGAUACAAUAACUGUAUUUUUGCCUAUGGACAAACUGGAUCUGGAAAAUCGUACUCCAUGAUGGGAUAUGGAAAGGAGGCAGGUGUUGUUCCGAAAAUUUGCCAGGACAUGUUCGAGAGGAUUGCGCAGAUGCAGACGAAGGACAAGAAUGUCAAGUUUACCGUGGAGGUCUCAUAUCUGGAAAUUUACAACGAGAGAGUCAGAGAUCUGCUGAAUCCAUCUACGAAAGGGAAUCUCAAGGUCAGAGAACAUCCGUCUACUGGACCGUAUGUGGAAGAUCUAGCGAAAUUGGUUGCGAGCAGUUUCAACGAGAUUGAACACUUGAUGGACGAGGGAAACAAGGCGAGAACAGUCGCGGCCACAAAUAUGAACGAAACGAGUAGUAGAAGUCAUGCCGUUUUUACCCUUACUCUUACCCAGAAGCGAUACGACACGGAUACCAAAAUGUCUCUGGAGAAGGUCGCGAAGAUUAGUUUGGUGGAUUUAGCUGGUUCCGAAAGAGCACAGUCAACAGGUGCUACUGGAGCUCGUCUGAAGGAAGGUGCUGAGAUCAAUAGAUCGCUGUCUACGCUUGGUCGAGUUAUUGCCGCGCUGGCAGAUCUGUCAGAAGGCAAAAAGAAGAAAGGCGGGAAAGCUAUGGGCCAGGUUCCAUACAGAGACAGUGUUUUGACAUGGCUGUUGAAAGAUUCGUUGGGAGGAAACAGUAUGACGGCCAUGAUUGCAGCCAUCAGUCCUGCGGAUAUCAAUUUCGACGAGACGUUGAGUACGCUCAGAUACGCGGACAGUGCGAAGAGAAUUAAGAAUCACGCUGUGGUCAACGAAGAUGCCAAUGCCAGAAUGAUCCGAGAGCUGAAAGAGGAGUUGGAAGCUCUUCGAGGGAAACUGAGUGGUGGCGGCGGGGGACCAACAGAGGAGGUCUAUGCGGAAGGAACACCACUGGACAAGCAAAUCGUCAGCAUUGUUCAAGCCGAUGGAUCUGUCAAGAAAGUCUCGAAAGCAGAGAUUGCCGAACAGCUCAACCAGAGUGAGAAGUUGUAUUCGGAUCUUAACCAAACCUGGGAGCAGAAAUUACAGAAGACGGAAGAGAUCCACAAGGAACGAGAAGCUGCUCUCGAAGAACUGGGAAUCAGUAUCGAGAAAGGUUUCGUUGGCCUGCAUACGCCAAAGAAAAUGCCACAUUUGGUCAAUUUGUCCGAUGAUCCUUUACUAGCAGAAUGUUUGGUGUACAACCUCAAGCCUGGAACCACGACGGUCGGAAACGUUGAUGUCGUUGGAGAACACGUCUCUGAGAUUCGAUUAAAUGGAACUCGUAUCCUUGAUGAGCAUUGUACCUUCGAGAAUACCGACAAUGUCGUCACACUGGUGCCCAAUCCUGGAGCAGCUGUCAUGGUCAAUGGCAAACGGAUAGAAGAGCCCAAACGACUGCGAAGUGGAUAUCGAGUCAUUCUUGGAGAUUUCCACAUUUUCAGAUUCAAUCAUCCUAUGGAAGCUCGGGCGGAAAGAGCUGAGCAGAGCUCGCUAAGACAUUCGAUAAUUGCAAACCAGAUGGGCGAUUUUGAAAAAGUAUCACCCUCGCCAAGUCCCAGACCAGGGCACGAGAGAUCUUUCAGUAAAGCAGCUUCGGAGGUUGAUUGGGAUGCAAGUCAACCAGAUUCACCAAUGUCACUUCAACGAGGUCGAGAUUCUGAUUGGUCGUUUGCAAGGAGAGAAGCUGCUGGCGCUAUCCUCGGGCCGGAUAAGCAGAUCGCUGGUUUAACAGAUGAGGAGUUGAAUAUUCUCUUCGAAGAUGUGCAGAAAGCGAGAGCUGAACGUGCAGGCCAGAAUAUGGACGACGAUAUGGACUCGGUCACAUCCUAUCCUGUGCGAGAGAAAUAUCUGUCGAAUGGGACGUUAGACAACUUCUCGCUCGAUACAGCUCUGACUAUGCCAUCGACUCCAAAACAAGGCGAGGUCGAAGACAAGAUGCGAGAAGUACGAGAGGAGAUGCAGGUUCAGCUGGACAAACAGAAAGAAGAAUACCAAGACCAACUGAAAUCUGCUGAAGCUGCCAAUGUGGAAGUGGAGGAGAUCAGAAAAGAGAAAGCCCGCAUGGAGGAGAAUCUCAGAGAAGUCAAGGAAGAAAUGCUCAAGCAGCUUGACGCACAACGGAAAGAAUUCGAGGAACGCCUUCAAUCUAUGGCUCCGAGGUCAACAGAAGGCCCUUCACCUCUUAGCGAACGCGAAAUCACCAUUGCAGAGAAAGUUGUCGAGCACUGGAGGAGUCGGAGGUACGUGAGGAUGGCUGAAAGCGUUCUGCAAUCUGCAGCAAAUCUCAAAGAAGCCCAGAUCAUGAGUCAAGAGAUGGACGAGAGUGUCGUGUUUCAGUUCACGAUCGUUGACGUUGGUCACGAUAUGUGCUCGUCAUAUGACAUGGUUCUGAAUGGUAUUUCCGGCGAAGGCGAUGACUUCUUCCUCGAAGAUGCGACGAAGCCCUGUGUCGGCGUACGCGUUAUUGACUACCGAAAUAGUGUUGUUCAUCUCUGGAGUUUGGAAAAGCUACGGGAUCGAGUUAGGCGGAUGAGACAGAUGCAUCAGUAUAUCGAUCGUCCGGAAUACCUCCAGCAUUUCCAGCUCGAUAACCCGUUCAUGGAGACCUGCAUGCCCCAGUAUACCCAUGUCGGUGACGUUGAUGUGCCGCUCGCUGCUGUCUUUGAGAGCCGAGUCCAGGAUUUCAGCCUUGAUGUUCUCUCACCAUACACUUCCCACGCCAUUGGUAUGAUUAAGUUGUCGCUUGAGCCAUCGUCUGCUCGCGCACCUUCGAGUACCCUGAAGUUCAACGUGGUUAUGCACGACUUGGUGGGAUUUGCGGAGCGAGAGGGCACAGAAGUACAUGCUCAGCUUUUCCUCCCAGGCGUUUCAGCAGAAGGUGGUGUUACAACAACUCAGAUGAUUAAGGAUUUCGACGAAGGUCCAAUCCGUUUUGAGAGUGUUCACAGUAUGAGCGUGCCAAUGUUCGGCCCAACCAAUGUUUGUCUCCGUGUCGCCAUCUUCGCUAAAGUUUCGUCGAUGCACCUGGACAAGCUGCUAAGCUGGGAUGAUAUACGGGACAACGUUCCGAGACCAAAGCAGAAACGAAAGAACGCUCGAAUAGCAGAAUCUCAAUUCUACACGGAAGAGAAACACGAUGUUUUUGCUCGGAUACAGAUCCACGAGCUGGCCGAAAAUGGUGAAUACCUUCCAGUCGAAGUCCUCCAGACAAGCGACCUGGACAAGGGAUCUUUUCAACUCCACCAAGGUCUCCAACGACGCAUUGUAAUCAAUCUGACGCAUAGUUCUGGAGAAGCUCUUCCUUGGGAAGAUGUUUCUGGACUCAGAGUCGGCCGUGUACAACUUGUUGACCAUGUGGGGAAGUCGCCAGAUCUCACCUCUCCCUCUCCAGAUAUACCAUUGAAGCUUGUUUCGAAGCCAAAGGUUCAGCAAAAUGCCAACGGUACCAGUAACGUCACUAUCAUCGGGCAAUGGGAUUCGAGUGCGCACGAAUCGCUGCUUCUUGAUCGUGUUACAGCAGACAAGUACAAAGUUCAAAUGUCUCUUACUUGGGAUGUAUCAUCUCCUAAGCUUGCUGAUCUGAUGACAUUCUCGAUUGAUGUCUGGGGUCAGAUUCUAUCACGUUCGUAUGUGCGGUCAACAUCGAUGUUUGCAUCGCUAUGGCAGACAGUACGAAUCGUCCAUGCUACCUCUGGCAUUUUCUCGGUUGCUGUUCGUCCAACGCCCGUCAAGAGAGCAGGUGAUUUGUGGCGCAUGAACACCCAGAACGAUUUCGUGAAAGGUGAAGAAGGCUUGACGAAUUGGACGCCUAGAGGCGUAAGCCUGAUACGGGACUACAUUGCCGCGAAGAGGCGAAAGCAGCGGCAUGCCGAGAUUGAAGCAGCACAACCACUGCUUAGUCGCAUUACUUUCCCAAAAGCAUCUGCUAGCCCUGCCACAAAUGGCGAUACCCCACCAGCAGAGGCAGAAGCCUCUGGGCCAACACUCUCCGACCACGACAAAGAGAUCUUGGAGAGGUAUUUGAAGCUAUGGAAGCUUUGCCAAGAUCCAAUAACUAAUAUUCUCACUCCCACGAACGUCGAACCUCCUUCAACCGGUGCACCACCUACGCAAGCUCAGGCACCAACAUCACCUCAUCUCCUCGCCACCGUCUCUCAAGUCACCAAGAACCCCACGAUCCUCAAAGGUGGUUACCUCCUCACUCCCUCCGCCGACUCCUCCCGAUGGGUACGACGGUUUGUCGAACUCCGCCGUCCAUACAUGCACAUUCAUUCCGUUCCCGACGGAGAAGAAGUCUGUGUCGUCUCUCUUCGCAACUCUCGCGUUGAUCAUCAGCCACAAAUUGCUCGGCUGUUACGCCGUGACGGUGAGAACGGGGGUGGUGCGAAUGGUCGUGGUAGAGCCCAGACGAAUGAUGAGGAUCGUGUGUUUGCUGUCUAUGGCACAGAUAAUACGUGGCUGUUUAAAGCGAGGAGUGAAAGGGAGAAGGUCGAGUGGAUUUUCAAGAUUGAUCAGAGCUAUUUCGGCGGGAGCGGAAGUGGGAGUGGUAAUGGGACGUCAGAUGAUGACUAUUACUAA
This is a messenger RNA of Cadophora gregata, 4908 nucleotides long. It is a transcript of the gene KLP8, whose product is annotated as kinesin-like protein Klp8. The record is from RefSeq and is a predicted model, not a curated record. NCBI's taxonomy places the organism in Eukaryota, Fungi, Ascomycota, Leotiomycetes, Helotiales, Ploettnerulaceae. Gene Ontology annotation, molecular function: microtubule motor activity; ATP binding; ATP hydrolysis activity. The transcript has 2 exons. Gene Ontology annotation, cellular component: kinesin complex; microtubule. Gene Ontology annotation, biological process: microtubule-based movement; cytoskeleton-dependent intracellular transport. Bases 1 to 4908 code for a protein of 1635 amino acids.